UCUCUCUCUCUUUUUGUCUCUCAUAAUUCCACGCCCUAGAGGAGACAGAAGCAGCCUGGGCAAUCUUAACAGACACGCUGUCCUCAUCUCUUAUACCAGCCAGUGGAUACAACCACUUUGUUCACAACGCAAGCAUGUCUGACAAGCCAGACCUCACAGAGAUUGCCAGGUUUGACAAAACCAAGCUGAAGAAGACAGAAACAAAAGAGAAGAACCCUCUGCCCACCAAAGAGACUAUAGAGCAGGAAAGGAAAGGAGAUGCCACUCCAUGAUCUGACAGGGAUGGAGAAGAGAAGCACAAAAGAUGCUCUUCAGAAAAGAAGAUAUUACAAUUCCUUUUUCUGUUUUAAGGGUGCUAUUGCCCCAUGUGAUGCAUGGUUACUAUGGUGAUUGGAGUCACUGGGGCCUCUGAUUGGGAGAGCGAUGAUGGGGGUGACAUGAGACAGGGUUUAAAAAAAAGAUAUUUUAUGAAAUUAUUAUUAUUAUUAUUAUUAUUAUUAUUAUUAUCAUUAUUAUUUAGUUUUUAUUUUAUUUUUUUAUGUGUUUCUUCUUGGAAAUAAAGACAAAUGAUAUGCAAAACAAAUAAAAUGCCAAAAAUGACUCCUGUUCUCAAAAUGA
This is a messenger RNA of Myxocyprinus asiaticus (Chinese sucker), 618 nucleotides long. RefSeq names its product thymosin beta-like. Gene Ontology annotation, biological process: actin filament organization; regulation of cell migration. NCBI's taxonomy places the organism in Eukaryota, Metazoa, Chordata, Actinopteri, Cypriniformes, Catostomidae. Bases 135 to 272 code for a protein of 45 amino acids. Gene Ontology annotation, molecular function: actin monomer binding. The record is from RefSeq and is a predicted model, not a curated record. Gene Ontology annotation, cellular component: cytoplasm. The transcript has 3 exons.